Messenger RNA from Phalaenopsis equestris, 2116 nucleotides. RefSeq names its product translation initiation factor eIF-2B subunit gamma. Gene Ontology annotation, biological process: cytoplasmic translational initiation; biosynthetic process. The transcript is spliced from 14 exons. Gene Ontology annotation, molecular function: translation initiation factor activity; guanyl-nucleotide exchange factor activity. Lineage: Eukaryota; Viridiplantae; Streptophyta; Magnoliopsida; Asparagales; Orchidaceae. Gene Ontology annotation, cellular component: guanyl-nucleotide exchange factor complex; eukaryotic translation initiation factor 2B complex. The record is from RefSeq and is a predicted model, not a curated record. Bases 495 to 1805 code for a protein of 436 amino acids.
GUGAACCGAACACGAACUCUUCGCGAACGAGCUUUUUUGACGGCCCAAGCCUCAAACAAAUCUAUAUAGAUAGAUUUAGGGACAUUGGCAAACACUUUUAAUCGAAUUUAUAAGUGAAAAUCUGAUGAAUUUAUGGAUACCAAAUCAAUUUUGCCUUUUGAUACGACCUAAAUCCUAGCUUUAUUAAAUCACGGACUUCAUUGAAUUUAUGUAUUUACAGAUCUAUGGAUUCACUGAAUCUUAUUAAUUUUAAAUCAUAUUUGCAGCGAAAUUUUCUCAUGGGGCGAUAUGUAAUUAUAAUGUUUAAUGAGCUGUGUUUGUAAAAUCCCCAAAUUAAAAAUCCAUAAUAUAAGCGAAAUUUAAAUCGUGGGUAUUGGUUCUGCAAUUCUCAUUCGCCUUCUGCGGAUCACUCUGGCUGUAAACCCUCUUCACGCUCCACCACGCCGGAAGAACACUGCUGCGAAAUCUUAACAGCCGUAUUAUCGUCGCCGACAAUGGACUUUCAGGUCGUCGUUCUCGCCGGCGGGGAUUCGAAGAGACUCGCUCCUCUCGUUUCCGAGGAGAUACCUAAGCCAUUGCUACCCGUGGCUAACCGCCCCGUCCUCUCUUACGUUCUCGAGCUCCUUGAAGCUAACAACCUCAAGAAUCUAAUUGUCGUUGUUGAGGGAAAAGAUGUUGCUCUUCGUGUCGGUGGAUGGAUCUCCGGUGCCUAUGUUGAUCGUCUUCACGUUGAGGUUGCUGCAGUUCCCGAGGAAUCUGGUACUGCUGAUGCAUUGCGUGCUGUUGCUCACCACUUUACUGCAAAGGAUAUUUUGGUUGUCAGUGGGGAUCUCGUUUCUAAUGUGCCUCCUGGGGCUGUCGCAGCAACACAUAGACGGCUUGGUGCUAUAGUGACCGCACUGCUUUGUAACACUCCUAUUAGCGGACCCUCUGAAAGUGGAUCAUCUAUAGUAAAGGACAAGGGAAGGAAGCCACCCCGUGUCAAUAUUGUCGGGCUGGACCAUACACGACAAUACUUAUUACAUGUGGCAGCAGGCGCCGAGGUUGGUAAAGAUAUUAAAAUUCAAAAGUGCAUACUCCAGGCUAAUGGUCAGAUGGAAAUUCGAGCUGAUCUAAUGGAUGCACAUAUGUAUGCCUUCCAAAGGACAAUAUUGCAGGAGGUUUUGGAUCAAAAUGGAAUGUUCCAAAGCAUUAAACAUGAUGUUUUUCCAUAUCUUGUUAGGACACAGAUGAGGUCAGAAAUUUUGGAUAAAAGGCCGCCAGAAAAUGGAGUGAAUGUUGCAGCUUAUACCAUAAACAGUUUGGAUCCUGCUGUUGAAACAUUGACUGACAGAACGCAUAAGUGCUGUGCUUACAUUGCCACCAAAAGCAAUUAUUGUUCCCGCUUGAAUUCUGUUCAAGCUUUCUGUGAUAUUAAUCGCGAUAUGGUCGGAGAGGCUGGUCACCUUUUUGGGUAUUCUUUCUCUGUACAGAACAACAUUGUUCAUGCUUCUGCAGAACUUGGAUCCAAAACUACUGUUGGACCACAAUGCAUGCUUGAUGAAGGUUCAAAGCUGGGUGACAAAUGUAGUGUAAAGCGCUCUGUUAUUGGUCGACACUGUAGAAUUGGUUCUAAUGUGAAGAUUGUCAACUCUGUCGUUAUGAAUCAUGUCACCAUUGAAGAUGGCUGCUUUAUUCAGGGUUCUGUUAUUUGCAGCAAUGCGCAACUUCAAGAGCGUGUUAUUCUAAAGGAUUGUCAGGUUGGAGCAGGAUAUGUUUUGACAUCUGGAAGUGAAUAUAAAUCUGAAUCUUUGUCAAAGAAAUAGAAUAUCAACCAUUGUGUUGGUAACUCUGAUAAGGAGAAUUGGAUCAAGGCAUCAUAUGCGAACAUAUGCGAACGCUUAAUUCUGAAGGGUACGUCACACUGUCAGAUGGUUUCGGCAGAAUCUUGAGUUUGGCGGUUAGGUCCCCCAUAAACUCGCUUCAGGAAAACCUAAUUCAAGUUCUCUUGUAGAAGGCGAUGGGCCGGAUCUUUACUUUGUCUACAAAGGAACUGUCUUGUUUUGUCAUGUAAUAUCUUCUUAUGACUCAUUUGGUUCUUGUUGAUUGAAAUAAUAUUUUAGAGAUUGAUUUUUUU